Messenger RNA from Phytophthora nicotianae INRA-310, 645 nucleotides. RefSeq lists its product as hypothetical. The record is from RefSeq and is a predicted model, not a curated record. The transcript has a single exon. Bases 1 to 645 code for a protein of 214 amino acids. NCBI's taxonomy places the organism in Eukaryota, Oomycota, Peronosporomycetes, Peronosporales, Peronosporaceae.
AUGGCCGUGACAUCUGUGACUGCGUCGGGUUCGCUACCCUUAACACUUUUGGCCGCUGAUAGAGCACCAGCGUUGAUACCAUGUAUGGUGAUGAAUGUUGCUGUGGCCAGCAUUACUCCCGACAGUGUGCUGGAGGUUUCGGUCGUCAUCAGCAAGCUGCUGACUGUGAUUUCGAAGCAAGGGACGUGGAUCACGCACCAAGACCUGCAAGGCAAGGCAGCGGUGACUGGAGUUGGUGACCAGCCAGUACCAGUAAAGAGCAAAGUGAAAUUAAACUUGCGCUUUACCACUCCGGGUGGGCCGUUGAUUUUACGAAAUGUGAUCUGCUGGGUCACAGAGCAACCAUUACCCAUGGGAGUCGGUGAUUUGCUACUUUCGAGGUGGAUAAUGGAAAGACUUGGAUACAGUGCCGAAAAACUGUUUGCCGCCGCACAACAAAUCUGCUCUGAGUGGGAUAUGAGCGAUGUUGAUGACGGAGGUGACAUUGGUAUACCAAGCGUGUUGGCGUAUACGGGGACCAUCGGAUCCCCACAACCGACACAAGAAGAGCUGGAUCUACAUGAAGAAGAAGACAAAGCGUGCUUUCCGACGUUCGAGGAAGAUGCGGACUCUGAACAAGAACAAAUCCGGUGUGUUGUGGUGUAG